This is a messenger RNA of Mangifera indica (mango), 616 nucleotides long. RefSeq lists its product as uncharacterized. NCBI's taxonomy places the organism in Eukaryota, Viridiplantae, Streptophyta, Magnoliopsida, Sapindales, Anacardiaceae. Gene Ontology annotation, cellular component: photosystem II; membrane. Bases 114 to 479 code for a protein of 121 amino acids. The transcript has a single exon. The record is from RefSeq and is a predicted model, not a curated record. Gene Ontology annotation, biological process: photosynthesis.
CUUAUUACUCCUCCAGCUCUAUGUAUCUAAGCUAACCACCCAACCCUCAAGACACUCUAGAAUUAACGGUGAAACAAAGAAAUUGAACAGAAACUUUCGGGAAGAGAGGAUAAAUGGCUUCAACGUCAGCUAUUUCAAUGGCUAUGCCAUUAACUCAUGCUAGCCAAAAGAGGGUGCUAAGUUCCGAGUCCUUCUUCAAGCCAUUUCCAGUGAGGCCAUCGAAGGCAACAGCAGCAUCAAAAUCCGGCGGCAGGUUUCAAGUUAAUGCUUCUUUCAAGGAGAAGGUGGUCACCGGGUUAACGGCAGCUGCACUGACAGCUUCCAUGGUGAUCCCAGAAGUGGCUGAAGCUGCUGGCCCUGGAAUUUCUCCGUCUCUCAAGAACUUCUUGCUCAGCAUUGUAGCUGGUGGUGUUGUGCUUGCUGUCCUUGUUGGUGCUGUUAUUGGCGUGGCCAAUUUCGACCCCGUUAAGCGGAGCUAAGACAUUCUUAAAACGUUGGAAAGUGUUUUCCACUUUUUUGUAUCUGUUUAAUGUUUUCAGCUACGAACUGUGUUUUGUGUAAAUAUGUGACUAAUUUUAUCUCAUUUUCGCAUGAAUAAAACUAUUUCUUCACAGCC